AUGGACUUUCUCUCUUCUUCGCCGCCAGCCACCUCGGACGACAGUUCCUGCGACGACUCGACCGGGCCCAUCACUCCAGACAGCAGCCCUAUGUUCGGCGCCUCGCGAGUCGAAGACCUCAUCGGGACCCCGUUGGCUCACUAUCUCAGCUCUCCGAAGCAGCACGAGGCUGGCGUGCUUUCGACCGACGGACUGCGCUUUGCCCCGCCAGUCAGUCUGUGCGAGCUCUCGUUUGGGACGCCUGUAAGGCACAUUGCCGUCGUCGGUGCUGGUUAUGUCGGUGGUCCGACUGCGGCCGUCAUUGCCUUGCACAACCCGCAUAUCCGCGUGGAAGUGCUGGACAAAGACCAGCGUCGCGUCCGCCGUUGGAACUCGCCUCAUCUUCCCAUCCACGAAUCCAGCUUGAUUGAUAUAGUCAGGGUGACACGGGACGGAGCCAGUCUCUCGUCACGAGACAAUUCAAAUGUCCCUACGGACCGUCUGCCGAAUCUCUUCUUCACCACCGAUUCACAGGCCAGCCUAGCCAAGGCCGACAUGGUCAUGAUGGCUGUGAACACGCCCACCAAGACCUUUGGUAUUGGUGCCGGCCGGGCCACCAACAUGACCACCUUUGAUGCUGCUGUAAAAGAAGUCGCCUUGUACGCCAGGCCUGGCACUAUCAUUGUCGAGAAAAGCACGGUUCCCUGCGGUACUGCCCAGCGCGUGCGCCAGAUGCUUGAUGCCGUCCGCCCCGGAACACCGUUUGAGAUUCUUUCUAACCCUGAAUUCCUGUCCGAAGGCUCCGCCGUGCGCAAUCUGCUACAUCCUGACCGUGUGCUCAUUGGAUCGGCCAAGACACCUUCGGGUCGUCGCGCAGCAGAUGCCCUGGCAAGCGUCUACGCCGCGUGGGUGCCGCGCUCGCGUAUUCUCGAAGUCGAUGCGUGGUCAUCUGAAUUAGCCAAACUCGUGAGCAACGCCAUGCUCGCCCAGCGCAUCAGCAGCAUCAACUCUAUCAGCGCCAUCUGUGAUCGCACCGGAGCUGAUGUAGACGAGAUUGCUCGAUCCGCCGGGCUCGAUCCUCGCAUUGGCCCACAGUUUCUCAAGGCAGGGUUGGGAUUUGGAGGCUCUUGCUUCCGCAAAGACAUUGCCAGCCUGACGUAUCUGGCCGAGUCUCUCGGACUGCCUGAAGUAGCACACUACUGGAGCCAAGUGAAUUCGAUGAAUGACUGGCAACGAGACCGCUUCGCCCACAAGGUGAUUCACCGCAUGGAGGAGAAUCUAGUCGGAAAAAAGAUUGCCAUCUUGGGAUUUGCUUUUAAGAAGAACACUGGAGAUACGCGCGAAUCGCUCGCGGUGGACGUCAUCCGGGUCUUGCUUCAGGAGAGACCUGGUGAAAUCGCCAUCUUUGACCCGUGUUGUCUGUCAGAAGACAUUAUGCGCGAACUCGAACCAGUCUUGGAUGCCAAUAACCGUGAGCGAGUCCACGUUUACACUGAUGCCUACCAGGCUUGUGAACAAGCCAAUGCGGUGGUGGUUGUCAACGAUUCCGACCCAUUCAAACAGGCCCCGGGUAGGAAGCUGGGGAAAUCAAACAGCAAAAACGCCAGCACGGAGCAGCAGCCGUUUGAAACAAACGACAUGGCCAAAGAGAUUCACAUCGACGGGUCCCGUUUCUCCUACCACCCAACGCAGUCGCCGAUCUGCGCAGAGGACUGCCCGGACUGCCAGUCAACCAAGUCGCGGGGCACCAUGUCGAUAGAGCCAGUGGAAUGGGCUCGCAUCGCGUAUGGCAUGAAAGAGCCUAGAUGGGCAUUUGAUGGACGCGGUGUGCUAGAUGUGUCUGAGAUGGAGAAGCUCGGGUUCCGCGUUGACACACUGGGACGGCACACGGCGUCGCGGGACUUUAAUUAG
This is a messenger RNA of Talaromyces rugulosus, 1890 nucleotides long. RefSeq lists its product as uncharacterized. Gene Ontology annotation, biological process: glycosaminoglycan biosynthetic process; polysaccharide biosynthetic process. The transcript has 3 exons. The record is from RefSeq and is a predicted model, not a curated record. NCBI's taxonomy places the organism in Eukaryota, Fungi, Ascomycota, Eurotiomycetes, Eurotiales, Trichocomaceae. Bases 1 to 1890 code for a protein of 629 amino acids. Gene Ontology annotation, molecular function: UDP-glucose 6-dehydrogenase activity; NAD binding. Gene Ontology annotation, cellular component: nucleus; cytosol.